CUCCGUCUCGCUUUCCCUUUUUCAUCUUAUCCCAGUUCUACCCUCUCGUUCUCGAAGAAAGAAGAUAAAGAAGCGGCGGCGCUCCGACCGACCCCACCUUCACAACCCCAAACGAUGGAGGGCCAAGACGACGGUGUUCUGUACAACGGCAGCGUUGCUCUCGAGAAGGACGAAUCCCUAAACCUAACCCUCGAUCAAUAUCAAGAAGGGGACUGGGAGAAGAAGGCCGAAACCGAUGCCGACGGCACCAUCGAUGUCCUCCGCGACGAGAUCAAAGGCCUCCAGGUCGAGAAGCAGGAGGUAGAACGCCAGCUCGAGGACGCCCGGAAGGAGCUCCACCGCACCGAGGUGGAGAACCGCUCCCUCGCCGCCCAGGCGCACCGCCUUGAGGGCGAACUUGUUCGCAUCCAGGAGGACUUCACCACCGCCGCCUCCGCUGCCGAGGACUUCGAGGCCGAGGUCUACCGCCUGAAGUGCGCCAUCAAAGACCUGGAGGCCGACAAGGCCUCGCUCAUCGCGGACAAGACCGCGCUGGAGGCCAAGAUCUCCGUCCUCGAGGGGCGCCUCCUCGCUGCCGCCGAGGAGGAGGAGGAGGUCCGAGCCCUCAGGGCAAAGGCCGAGGAGCUUGAGAUGAAGGUGCGGGACCUCAACGACGAGCUGAGGCUCUCCAAGGAGCAGGCGAAGGAGGCCGUGGAGGAGCAGGCCAAGAUCGGGGCGGCGCGCGAGGAGGAGCUCGAGCAGGUCAUUAAAGCCCUCAAGGAUACCCAGACUCGAUUGGAAGAGGAGCUUGCUGGAUUCUGCUCCAAUAUCGACAGGAAUCUUGGCGAGAGUGAUGCUACUGUGACGGCGAUGGAGAAUGGUCUGAACGUCGCUUGGGUGGCGGCGGCGGCGGCAUCAGUCGGAGCGGUAGUUGCGGGGGCUGCGGCUGUCUAUCUCCACAAAGCCGGGCAGAGGUAAACUGGCGUGAGGCUUAUGAUUUCUUGGGUGCUACCUCAUGAGGAUUUUAGCUACUGUUUUCUUUUCAUGAUCGCUAUCAUGUUAGAAUUUAAGGUCCACAGGUUUACUGCCUCUUUGAUGGAUAAAUACAUAAUAUAAUGCCUUUCUGAGAAGCUUUAUUCUUAGUACGAUAUAUAGCUGGAGAGAGAGACAUGAAGAGAGUUAUGUAGUGGCAAAACAGUGCUUGCUAUCUGUUGUUUUUGUUUUUUUUGUUUUUUUUUUUUUGCUGGAGAUAAAAAAAACUGUAGCCAGAUUUCUGUGGCAAAACAGUUCUUUGUGGAGUUUUGGUAGUCAUAUUGCUUAAUGCGUCGAUCUUUUGAUGAUUA
Elaeis guineensis (African oil palm) is the source of this 1322-nucleotide messenger RNA. RefSeq lists its product as uncharacterized. NCBI's taxonomy places the organism in Eukaryota, Viridiplantae, Streptophyta, Magnoliopsida, Arecales, Arecaceae. The record is from RefSeq and is a predicted model, not a curated record.